Sarcophilus harrisii (Tasmanian devil) is the source of this 6755-nucleotide messenger RNA. Its product is annotated as aryl hydrocarbon receptor-like. The coding region runs from base 622 to 3516 and encodes 964 amino acids. The transcript is spliced from 11 exons. The record is from RefSeq and is a predicted model, not a curated record. NCBI's taxonomy places the organism in Eukaryota, Metazoa, Chordata, Mammalia, Dasyuromorphia, Dasyuridae. Gene Ontology annotation, biological process: regulation of transcription by RNA polymerase II. Gene Ontology annotation, molecular function: protein dimerization activity; nuclear receptor activity; transcription cis-regulatory region binding. Gene Ontology annotation, cellular component: nucleus; aryl hydrocarbon receptor complex.
UGGGAUGCGCCGCGGGGAUCGGAGGCCGGGACCGCCACGAGCCGCCUCCCCUCCGAAGGGGAGGCAGCUGUGUCCCCCGCGCCCCGGAGCGGGGCGGCAGCGGGGCGGGGGCGGGUGUCCGAGGAGGCGGCCAAGUUCCGAGGAGGCGCAGGAGUCCGGGACGGCGGGAGCCCGGAGGCUGGAGCUGCGGACGGCGCCGGGGCCAGGCGGAGGGGCCCAGCGCGCCGCUUUUGCCAGCUCCCGGAUCUCGGGCUAGGCGGGGUGACGGACCGGGCCGGGGAGGGGACAGGCUGGGGAGGGCAGGGCCGCUCCUCCGCCGGCCGCUGCGUCUCCGCCCCGCGCCCAGUCCGAGCCCAGCCGAGGCUCCCGCACCGGCCGCCGGCCCCCGCCUUCAGCCCCCGCGGGGCCUCCGGCAGCAGCCAGGGUGCCCUCGCACCGGCCCGGGCCCGCCGGAGGCUCCCGCACCGGCCCCCCGCCUUCAGCCCCGGCGGAGGCGGGAGGAGCGAGGCGGCCAAGGGGGAGGGAGGCCCUGCCUGGUCCCGCCCCCCGGUCCCGCGCCGAGCCUGCCCGGGCCCCCCGAAGCCCACAGCACCCUGAGCUCCAGCCCGUGCCGACGGUACCAUGUAUGCUGGCCGCCGACGGAGGAAGCCCGUGCCCAGGACGGCCAAGUUGCCUCCCUCAGAAGGUGUCAAGGCAAACCCCUCCAAGCGGCACCGGGAGAGGCUGAACUCUGAGCUGGAGUGCCUGGCUAGCCUGCUGCCCUUUCCCAAUGAGGUCAUCUCCAGCUUGGAUAAAUUGUCCAUCCUCCGGCUUACUGUCAGCUACCUGCGGACUCAGAGCUUCUUCCAAGUCACCCAGAAGAAGCGAUGUGCCAAGGACUGGUCCACAAGCCGCCUCCACGAUGGGGACCGAAGCUGGCGCUGCCCUGGCAGAAUUGUGCCCGAGGGCAAACUCCUCCUCCAGGCCUUGAACGGCUUUGUGCUGGUGGUCACCUCUGAGGGCUUAAUCUUUUACUCAUCUCACACGAUUCAGGACUACCUGGGAUUCCAUCAGACAGAUGUUUUACAUCAAAGUGUCUUUGAACUGAUCCACACAGAAGACCAGCCAGAAUUCAGGCGCAAUCUUCACUGGAAGCUAACAUCAACCCCCAAGCCUGAAAGCGAUCCGACAUGCUCUGGUGAAACAACGUCCAGCCCAUCUGGUAGCAGUGACAAAACAGAGGAGCUCCCUCCAGAGAACUCAGCCCUCCUGGAACGGAGCUUUGUCUGCCGCUUCCGGUGCCUGCUGGAUAACUCCUCAGGGUUUCGGGCUUUAAGCCUCCAAGGCAGGUUGAAACCCCUCCAUGGGCAGAACCACAGAUCCAAGAAUGGUUCCCCAGUGCCCCCUCAGCUGGCGCUUUUUGCCAUCUCUACGCCUCUGCAGCCUGCAUCCAUUCUGGAGAUCAGAACAAAAACGCUGACCUUCCGGACCAAGCACAAACUGGACUUUACACCUGUGGCCUGUGACGCUAAAGGGAAGCUAGUGCUCGGAUACACAGAAGCGGAGUUGCGCAUGCGAGGAACCGGCUAUCAGUUUAUCCACGCUGCUGACAUGCUCUACUGUGCCGAGAAGCACAUCCGGAUGAUGAGAACUGGGGAAAGCGGUCUGACGGUAUUUCGUCUCCUGACCAAAGAAAAUCGUUGGCGAUGGGUCCAGUCUAACGCCAGACUUGUCUACAGAAAUGGCAAGCCUGAUUACAUCAUCGCCACCCAAAGGCCUCUUGUGGAUGAAGAAGGAGGUGAGCACCUUCAGAAAAGGUCCCUCCACCACCCUUUUACCUUUCUUACUGGGGAAGCCCUUCUGUACCAAGCCACCCAUCCAGAUCCUGCUUUUCCUGCCCCUUUCCAAACUCCAGGGAAAAUUCCUAAAUUCAAAAAGUCUCCCAAAGGAGAAAGGAGUCAGAAAGAUCCCCCAGCUCCUAAUUCACUUCUUGGGGCCAUGAUGCGACAGGACGCAGCUGUCUAUGUGUCACGUGCAGGUGUGACUCCAGAAUUAGGCUUCAGUCAGAUUGAAGAUCCCUUGGUGGCUAAGCUAGUGGGAGACAUUCUGGAUGGAUCUUCAAAGAUGAUUUCCUCAGAGGAUGAGCAGAAAGAAUUGGCUGAUUUGAAUCAAGGAGCUGCCCUUCUAACUACCCUGGAUUCCCUCUCUCUCGACUAUGAUGAGAACUGCUCCAAUAAUGAGCUAUUGGGUGCUCUGGAAAACCUGGGGCUUAAUGCUGAGGAGCUAGAGCUCCUGCUGCUGGAUGAGUGGAAGGUGAAGGGAGGGGAGAUUCCAAGCUCUAGUCCAUCUCUUAAAGAUGUGUUAACAAACAGGGAAAUUGUGUCCCAUGUUCAUGGCUUCCUCUUAAACAAAAGUGAGGAGGAGCAGGUUGAGGAUUCCCAGGCUUCCUUGAAAACUCAUUCCUUGUCGAGCCCAAGCCAAGAACCUGAUGUUCACGAUUCUCAAAUGGCACAUCAAUAUCUACUUCAUUUAUCCCAAGAACCACAACCCAUCCAGGUAGCCCAGAUUCUGUGCCUUCCAAAUACAAUGGACCAGCAUGGUGUAAGCCAGAAGCAGCCAUGUCUCCUUCCUUGGGAGCCUGUGGCAAAUGAGAGCCAUCACCAGAACAGUUGGGAAUCAUGGAGGCAGCCGUCAGUGACAUCUCACGCUCUGUCUGCUCAUUUCACACAGUCACCUGGACGGCUCCAGCAGCCGUGGCCACCAUCCAAUAGCUCAGGCCUUCUGAGUUCCCCCUUUUCUCAUCAAUCCUUAGAAAAUCCCAAACAAAGUCAACAGCAGCCGGAGAGUCAUUUGAUAUCACAGCCUGGAGGUCUCCAACCCUCAUUUCAGCAUCAGCCCCCCAACCAACUUCACGUUCAACCAGAGCAAUUCCAUGGCCAUGGCCCCUUAGAAUCAGAAACCCUUCCACAAGCUAACACCGACCAGAGCUUAUUUAUGAAGAGGAUUCAGAGCUGUGAUUCACCCAUUCAGCAAAUUCUAGGUGGCAAUUUAUGGCCAAACCACAUCUCCAGGGUUCAGUACUCAACUCAAACAAAACUUCUGGGCCAGGCAAGGAAUAGCCCUGGACCACCGCUCCACUCAAGAAAUGACUGGCGAUGCUCUAACAAGUCCCUGACCCGGGUCAAGGGAGAUAAGUUAGACAAUAUGGAUACCGUCCAAAGUCUUGGGACUGAAGCUGAGAUGGAACCUGGACAAAGAUUCUCACACCCCUGCAGAUGUCACCCCAUUCCUUCAAAACCUUCUUCAUCCAUUUCUCCUGAGGGCACGUUUCCACUGCAGAAUUUCACUUCGGACUAUCUCAUUAAUGGAGAUGGAUGCCUGGCAGGAAACUUACAUGGCUUGAACAACAGACCCAUGGGAUCCUGGGGAGACUUCCUCCUGCCCAGUGGACAGCCCCAUGCCAGCGCAGAGAGACACUCCUGCUCCAAAAUAUUUCCCCAGUCAUCUUCUUCCUCCAAGGGCGACUUUUAUUUUUGAGUAAAAGUUUCACAUCGACAAAACAUGAGCAAUUUAAAGCCAUAUGAUGAGAUAAGCCAAUAUUUAAGUUGAGGGAAAAAAGCAGGUUUGCAUUAAUCCUUCUGCUUAUCUCUUCUCCCUUCAUGCCUUCAUCUUCAGCCUUGGCGCUCUCAUGGAAUGACUUGAGAAAUGUGUAGGUGAGAAAUGAAGAUGAAAGAAGGCUCUCGGAAACGAUUCCAUCUUCACUACAAUGUUCUACACGGUUCAGCUACCACCUGCUGGAAUGGGGAUGAGUUGUCAAUGAGCCACAUUCAUAGACUAACCUACCUCUAUUCUUGUUCAUUAACCUUAGCAAUUGGCUCAUAUCAUUGCCAAGAGUUUCUUUAAAAAGCCUUUACAUUCAGAGAUCCAGAACUCAAGGGUACUUCUAUUGAUAUUUCCACAUUCUUAGGUAGAAAACAGAAUUUGGAGUAAAAAGAGACCUUUGGGGUCAUCUAGUACCAUCCUAUCAUUUACAGGCAGAGAAACUGAGGCUCAAAAAGUCAUUUUCACCAAUUUAGAAUUGUGAAGACUUGCGAGAUAUCACCCAAUCAGUGAAUAGCAUAACUGGAUUCCAACUCAGAACCCCUGUCUUCAAAUUUCAUGUUCUUUCUACUGAUGGUGAUGACAUUAAAAAAAAAGAAAUAGAUAUACACAAGUGAAAAAGAGAAAACAGCUGGGAUGGGGCCAGACAGCUUCUGAGGUCCCAUGGAUCUUAGAUAUCCGGUGACAAGCUUAGACCCAGGUUAUUGACUGCCUGUCUCUUUCCAGUUGAGUUGAUCUCUCAAGCUUAGUAAGUGAAUUUGUGUUUGUGGUACAAACUUCCAGGCUUUCAGCUAAUGCAGCUUAAAGCACUGUUUGGCUGAAGAAGCAUAAUUCCGGUCUGGAACGAGAGGGUGGGAGAAACAAAACUCAGCCUGUGAAACGUUUCUGGAUCAUACAAAGUUAAUAUCUUAGUCAAGUUUUCCAUAAUGUGGUAGAUUUAAUUUCAGUGGCUUUCAAAUGGAGGAAAUCAACAGUUUCGUUGUGUCCAUGGGGUUUGUGCAAUGGCCCUCUGCUGUGAGGGAGACACUGGUCUAAUGAAAUCCUUCCCACGCUGGUCUGCAAUAAACCUACCUGAGUGGGGCUCAGGAUAGACCUGCUUUUUCUUGCCCUCCAUCUUAUGCAAGGAAACUGCAGGUGGCUCAUACUUCCACAGCACAUUAAGGUUUACAAAGCUCUUUACAGAUUUUAUUUUGCAUUCUUGUGAGGUAAAUGCUAUUAGUCCCAUUUUCCAAAUGAUGAAACUGAGGUCCACAGAGAUGAAGUAACUGUUUUGCCAAGUAUCCUUUUCAGAGUUUCCUAUGUAGGAUUGGAAUUGAGGUCCUCCUUAUUUUAAGCCCAGCUAUUCCACAUUAUCUCUGUUCAGAGUUUUGAUAACAAGUGUCUUUAAAACAUCCAAUUUGAUAAAAAAUCAUAUGAAAUCCAGUCCUGGGUUAAGAAUUAUCAACAAUUGUCCGCUCACGUCACUAUAUUCUUGCACUUUGAGAUGGAUACAAUUCACAGGCAAUGAAAUACAGAUAUAGAAUUUCAAUAAGUACAUACUUGUAAAAAAGAAAAUUAAAAUAAAUUAGAAUUGGAUCAAAUAGACUUGUUCAGCUCCCAGGAGCUGUGAGGAGGAGAGAGCUAUUGGGAAAGGAAAGAAAUGGAACUGAAUAGGGUACUAUUGAUGGUGUCAGUCAGUGCUAAGAUGCAAAGUACCAGUUGGGAACUUAGUUCAGAACAAAAAACUUUUCCUAUAUCCUCAUGUUACAUGGAGCGUACUGUAGCCUUCAAAAUGUUGUAGUCCAUUUUUUUUUCAUUCCCUUCAGUCUUAAUCCCCUUUCUGGGUUCCAAAGUUGGAGUUUUUAUGGCAAUGAAGGUUAUUGCUGGUCACGGUACUGUGUGAUUCAUAGUGGGCCCCUACUGGCUGAUUUCCACCUUUAAUAGUCACCAAAUAGUUUCUCCAAAUAAAGAUGAGGUAUAAGGAGAAAGAUUUGAAGACUCAUCCCUUACUAUCUGGUGUUCUAAUUGUCAGACCUGAAAAGAGAACGAAUGAAUAAAUAAAUGAAUGAGUUAUAGUUUAGCUAUAUCUAUAUCUAGACAAACCUUAGAGGAAAGAUGCAAUCAUUGGGAGGGUAAAGGCUUAAGCAAAGGUUUUUGUUUAAAGAUUUUGGAGCUAAAAGAGUGCUUCAUUUAAAUUUGGAAAUGCUGAUUUAUCUCAGAGCACUGCAUGUGGUAACAAAGGACAUUGAUGAGUAGAAGAAAAUCUAGAACAGGGUACCUGGGUGUGAAAGGUCUGAAGCCUGUGCCUUAUGAGGAACAGUUGAAGGAAUUAGAACCUUUUAACCUAAAGAAGAAAAGGCUCAAAGAUGGGAAUGAUGGCUGACUUGAACGAUUUGUAAGGCUGCUUUGGAAAAGAAGGAUUAGACUUUUUCAACUUGGAUCCAUAAGGCAAUAGUUGGAGAGGUGGAUAGAAUAUUCAAGGAGACAAAUUUAGGCUCCACUCAGAGAAUUGUUUCCUAAGCAUCUUCUAGCAGCUGCCUCAAGGGUCAAUGACUUUUUACAUUUUAGAAAGUCUUCAAGAAAAGUUUGGAUAACUAUAAUUUAAGCAUGUAAUCCAUUAGAUUCUUGUGGAGAAUUGCGGUCCCUUCCAAAUAUUAUGGAAAAUUAUCACUCCUUAUAAUUUAGGGUAAAAGUCAGUAAAACUUUAGUUCAUCCACAGUUAAAAGUCAUGGAAUAGAGAAUCACCGAUUGGGCAAGAAAGAAGUUUGUGGACACAAGCCAUUUUCCACUGGCAUUUGUAAUAUAUAGAAAAUGCAUAUCUAUGCUGGAUCCAUAAACCAUGUGUCAUUGUCCUUGGACUCAAGCAUAGGAAAGGUAUAGAAAUGUCUUAAUUGUCUGGUAUGUCAUUGGUCUGAGAUCCUGAGACAGGGUAGGCUCUGUAUUCUGGCUGGACUUGCACAGAAUAUGGAGGGAAAAGAAAACAAAAUCGAAGAGUUUUGAUGAGACCGUCCAGUGACAUUCAAGUGGAGGCUUAGUCUAUAGUGGUGUUGCUCACAUUAAGGAAGGGAAACUAUUGAGCCCCUUUCUCGCCGUCACCAUAGACUCUGAAACUAUGGUUUGAUCCUGUGAGAUGUAAUGUGGUUACAUUUUUAUUCUUAUUUUAUUGAGAAAAUAACCAAAUAAAUGUAUCUCUUUAA